Messenger RNA from Symbiodinium sp. CCMP2456, 2407 nucleotides. Lineage: Eukaryota; Dinophyceae; Suessiales; Symbiodiniaceae. The record is from the annotation of a GenBank genome assembly.
GAGCGGCGGCUACUAUGUCAUCAAGCUUCGCGUCAACACCUCCAUUGUCGGUCCCUACAAGCUUCGCGACAGCUAUGCCCACAAGCUUCGCGACAGGUAUGCCUACAAGCUUCGUGCCGAAUAUGUCUCCGAGUUUCGCGACGGAUACACCAUUAAGCUUCGCGCCGACGACUUCAAUGCCUUUCGCGUCGGCUACCUCUUCCAAUGGGACGCCACCGGAGCGGCGAUGUCACUGGAUCCGUGCAGUGGCAACAACCAGACGACCCCUCCUCAGGUUCAAAGUGCUUUCGAGGUUUUGGGCCUGAAGAAGCCGGAGGAGAUGCGAAACAAUCCCGACCAGGCCGAGAGAUUCAUUGCGGCUUUGUCAGGCGAGAAGAGAAGCAUCCCGACGUGGUCUGGACAACCGGGAAGUCUACGCACAUGGCUGAAGCUUUUGGCGCACUGGGAGAGCGAAACAACAACUCCCAAACACAAGUGGGGGAUUCGUCUCUACCAAUCCUUUGCUGAGUCAUCGGAACCCCACAAAAUAGCCGACCAAGUGGACCUGGCCAACGUCCUCAGCGAAAAGGGGUACAGUAUGAUUCUCACGGCUAUUGUUCAGAAAUACAAACCCUUCCUUGAUGUUGCGGCUCCUGCUGCCAUAGAUCACUUUCUGUUCGCAGGAGAACGGCAGCGCGGCCAGGCGUUUGCAACUUUCAUUGCGCAGAAGGAAGUGGCUCGCCAAGAAAUGGAGCAGUACUUGCAAGAGAAGUUGAAUGAUCAGGUGGCCGGACGGGUCUUGCUCAGACAGGCAGGGCUUACUGAAUUUCAACGGGAACUUCUGGCCCUGAAGGAUCUGAGCCCCCUUCUCACAUUUCAACAAGUUGCAAGCUUACUUCGUCCUCUCGACCGGCCGGACAUGAUAGCUCAGGCGGCAAAUGCAGCUCUUGGAAGCCAGGCCGCCAAACAUUAUCCUGUCAUCCGAGAAGAAGAAGAAGGAGGCGAGGAGGACGGCGAGGACUACGACGGGGAGAACGGUGACUACGGGGAGGAAGACGAGGAGUUCGAUGACGAAUUUCAUGAAGCACAAGAUGAGGAAUCGCUUUGGUUCGAGGAUAAGGAGUAUGACGAAGAGGAGGCAUGCUACAUCCAGGCGUACCACUCGGCAUACCAAGACGUGCGCAAGGACUUACAAGCACGCCGCAAGGAACGAGGUUUCAUUCAAAGACGGAAAGAUCCUCGAGGACAAGGUCAGCGCGGCUCGCACAAGUCGCAAGGCCGUGGGCGCUCCAGUGCAGGACGCGGAGCGUUCGCUUCGCGAAAAGGCGAAUCCCGCAUGGUACGAGGGGGAAUGGAGGAUCUUCGAGCUAGAACUCGUUGUUUCAAUUGCCAAGAGCUCGGUCACUUUGCUCGAGAUUGUCCCCUGGUGCAGAACAACGGCAAGGGCAAAGGGGCUUCCUCCUCGGCAUCCCAGAAAACCGGAAAAGCAACCGGCAGCUUCAUCGUGUGUCGUGGCGUUGGGGCGACCACGGCUACCUCCACGUUCGUCACAUCAAGGGCUUCUUUGCAAGUGUUUGCAGGAGUUUCGGUACACAGCGGAUGUGCUCUGGUGGACACCGCGGCCGAGGACGCCGUGGUUGGCACCAACGCCCUGGAGGCAAUGCGACGGGAGCUUCUUCGUCACGGCCUGCAACCUAAGAUGAUCGAGGAGCGGUGCACUCCUUGCGCUGGCAUCGGCGGAGCGGCGAAAUCCGUCGGCAUCAUAGACAUCCCCACGUCCGUCGCCGGCGUCCUUGGCUUGGUGCGAUUCACCAUCUUGGAGGACUCCAAGGAUUUCGAGACGCCGCCUCUGCUACCCAUAUCCUAUUUGGAAGCCAUCAAAGCGAUCAUAGAUCUCGACAAGGGCGAAGUUCGUCUUCCCAAUGGACAAGCGACACCCAUGACCCGCCUCCCAUCGGGUCAUCGUUCGGUCAACAUCAUGAACUUCGGCCACACCCCGUGCGAACUCCCGGCUGAGCUGUGUGACUCGGAGGGUCGCGAUCCCUUUCGCGUGCCCGUCAUCGCCACAACUAUUUCGGGAGGCGGUGACCGCGAGGCUGCUGAUGCUAAGAGUGGCGAUGCAGCUCAGUGUGUGGAUCAGCGCAAUCACCUCCGCAAGGCAGUCAACGACAUGGCUCGGGAUAAGGCUGCCCGGGAGCAGUUCAGCUACACGGACAUGGAGCAGGUGUUGGCCAAGAUUCCGGAGUACCGGCGCCCCAAGGCCAGAGCGGUGAUGCAGCCGACUGGGCCCAAACCGGGCCGCAUGCUGUUAGGACUCUAUGCUCAUGGAAAGUUCAAGGGCAUCUCCAACGACACGAAGGAGUACACGGAGCUUUGCAAGUAUGUGAAUAGCUGGAUCAAGUCCAAAGCCGAUGCGUCAUUUACAUGA